GAUGAUGUCAAACGUGAUGCUGAUGUUACAGUUACAGACACAGCCCCUGCUGGCGCAGCCUCUCUGAUUCUCUCUCCCUUUCCGCGUCCAGCACUGGGCUUUUUCAGACAAGUGCAUCUCCUAACCAGGUCACAUUUCAGCCGCGACCCACCCUCCGUCAAUCACCGGAGUCAGACCGCAGGAGGAGGGCUGAGCAGGACCGCAGCGCUCGCUCCAGCAGCGGGGCGGAGGAACCACAUCAAAUCCUGCUUUAGUAGAGACCCCCCUAGGUCCAACCCCAGACCACGAUGCGCACUCCGGGCUACGGGCGGCUGGUGAUGCCGCUGCUGCUCCUGGCCGUGGUCGCCCUGGCUGAAGGCGACGCCAAAGGGCUCAAGGAGGGCGAGACCCCCGGCAAUUUCAUGGAGGACGAGCAAUGGCUGUCGUCCAUCUCGCAGUACAGCGGCAAGAUCAAGCACUGGAACCGCUUCCGAGACGAGGUAGAAGAUGACUACAUCAAAAGCUGGGAGGACAAUCAGCAAGGAGAUGAAGGUAGCAUGCCCCUCCCAGCCCUGGACACCACCAAGGACCCAUGUCAGAAGGUGAAGUGCAGUCGUCACAAAGUGUGUAUUGCCCAGGGCUACCAGCGGGCCAUGUGUAUCAGCCGCAAGAAGUUAGAGCACAGGAUCAAGCAGCCUUCCCUGAAACUCCAUGGAAACAGAGACUCUGUCUGCAAGCCCUGUCACAUGGCCGAGCUUGCCUCAGUCUGUGGCUCUGAUGGCCACACCUACAGCUCAGUGUGUAAGCUGGAGCAGCAGGCAUGCUUGAGCAGCAAGCAGCUGGCAGUGAAAUGUGAAGGCCCCUGUCCCUGCCCUACGGAGCAGGCUACCACCUCCACCAUUGAUGGCAAGUCAGAGACCUGCACAGGUCAGGACCUGGCUGACUUGGGGGAUCGGCUGCGGGACUGGUUCCAGCUCCUUCAUGAGAACUCCAAGCAGAAUGGCUCAGCCAGCAGUGCAGCCAACCCUGCAGGUCUGGACAAGAGCCUAGGGGCCAGCUGCAAGGACUCUAUUGGCUGGAUGUUCUCCAAGCUGGACACCAGUGCUGACCUCUUCCUGGACCAGACGGAGCUGGCUGCCAUCAACCUAGACAAAUAUGAGGUCUGCAUCCGUCCCUUCUUCAACUCCUGCGACACCUACAAGGAUGGCCGUGUCUCCACUGCUGAGUGGUGCUUCUGCUUCUGGAGGGAGAAGCCCCCCUGCUUGGCAGAGCUGGAGCGCACACAGAUCCAGGAGGCGGCUAAGAAGAAGCCAGGUGUCUUCAUCCCAAGCUGUGAUGAGGAUGGCUACUACCGUAAGAUGCAGUGUGACCAGAGCAGUGGUGACUGCUGGUGUGUGGACCAACUGGGCCUGGAGCUGACUGGCACCCGCAUGCAUGGGAACCCUGAUUGUGAUGACAUCGUGGGUUUCUCAGGGGAUUUUGGGAGCGGUGUUGGCUGGGAGGAUGAAGAGGAGAAGGAGACAGAAGAGGCAGGCGAGGAGGCCGAGGAAGAGGAGGGCGAGGCAGGCGAGGCAGACGACGGAGGCUACAUCUGGUAGAUGGCCCUCACAGGCCGUGGCAGGCUGGGGUGCCAACGGCUGGGGAGAUGGGCCAGCAGAGACCUGGACAGCAGCAGGCAACUUAGCAAAUGGAUCCGGAAGUCGGUGUGAAGGGCCUUGGAUCCAGCAGGAGGACUAGAAGUGAGAGUGAAUGAAUGUGUGUACACACAUGUGCAUGUGUGCAAGUGUGUUGUGUAUGUGUGCAAUGUGUAUGUAUAUGUGUGCAUGUGUGUGAGUGUGACAGAUGUGUCCUUAAUCGAUGCUGCUCCUGGCAGUGAGUCACCCAAAGGCCCCUUCAGUCUCCUGUAGUUGUUCCCUUUCCAUUUGUUGUUGGUUUUUAAAUACACACACUCACAUAUAUACACACUGAAAGGCCAAAAUCAAUAAAAUGAGAUGUCCCCAUCCUGUCCCUCCAGCCGCUCUAGCCCCAACCCAAUCCCUGGUGCACCACCCCGCCCUAAUCAGCUUCACGCCCUCUUUACCCUUCCUGCCUUCCUUCCUCUCUCUUCUGAGACCAAGGGAAAGGGAGGGAAGGAAGCUAUCUAUUAGCUGGACAUCCUCCCAAAGCUAGACAGAUUUGGCAUGAAAGUCCCACCAUUUUCCAGUGAUGGGCCAGAGCACUGGCCGCAGCAGGCCUAUCCCUUUGUUGAUAAACUCAAGAUCUAGCUGUAAGUAUGUCCAAUCUGUGGUCUUUGAGCUACAUACAACCAAGGAUAAUUAUCAGUGCAGCCCAAUGCAAAACCGUAAACUUACUUAAAACAUGAAGCUGUUUUUAUAAUUCUGAGCAUUCCUUGAGUGUGAACUUUGUUGAUGACAGUGUCCCAUCACAAUGUCAAAAGGCUGGACACACCUAAUAGUCUCUCUUAAUCCAUGCCUGAGUAACCAGAGAUAGCCCAGGAGAACGGGCAGAGACAGUGAGGCAGGGUAGGAAGGUCCCUGAUUGCCAUACCCUGGGUUAAGCUAGCCACUCCUAUGGUCUCAUGGGUGUCUAGGCUGCUGUCUUACUGGGGGUGGAGGUCAUGGAGCCCUGCCUGCUCCCCGUGGUGUGAGGGGUUGCUGCUGCCUCCUCUGUCCCCUUGCUAGAGCCCCUGUUGUCCUAAGGAGCCUGAGGACCAGAAAGCAGGUAUGUGCCCACGUCUUCCCUGAUCCUCUAACCAAAUGUUCUCCUCCUGCCCAAACCAGUAGAAAGACUUGUCCUUGCAACACUGUGUGAAGAAGCAGCGGAAGCUGCCCCUGGCUCUCUGUAACAGUCAGCUUUUCCACUGUGCCUAGAGGAGAGGCACGUGGGCCAUCCCCAGUCUCACUCCUCUUUGCCACUGGGUUUUCUUCUGUCUCCAGGGUCCCAAAGGGCUGCCCCAACAGAGCUUCAUCCCCAAGUCCUAUUUAAAGCCCCACAGUAUGGGGUAGAGAACAAUACAUCAGAGGGGACCACACUGGGCAGCUAAGGCCCAAGGCCACACCUCACUGUGUCCCCAAAUCUCCAGGCUCAGUGGGAGGUCCUCUAACCCAGAUAGGUUUAGUUCCUGUGUUUGUUGUUUAUUCUCCCAGUUCUCCCUCUCAAUGGAAAUUCCUUAAUAUGUCAGAUGAAGAAUCUCUUACCUGGACUUGGGCCUUUGAUACCUUUUGGUGCAGUGUGUGUGUGUGUGUGUGUGUGUGUGUGUGUGUGUGUGUUAUAUCUGUGUAUUUUUGUCUGU
Molecule: messenger RNA, 3271 nt
Organism: Nannospalax galili (Upper Galilee mountains blind mole rat)
Lineage: Eukaryota; Metazoa; Chordata; Mammalia; Rodentia; Spalacidae
Gene: Spock2
Product: SPARC (osteonectin), cwcv and kazal like domains proteoglycan 2
Exons: 11
Coding region: 288-1577 (429 amino acids)
Molecular function (GO): calcium ion binding; protein binding
Source: RefSeq, a predicted model, not a curated record